GAUUGGUAGAGUUGAGAGUCAAAUUUAUUGGCUCAGAUAUUUGUGCAGCCACGUCCUCUCUUGCUAACCUCCACCCUCAACGCGGAGCUGUCCAUUGGCACAGGUGCUGAAACGCGUAGGUUCUCAUUCCCUCACAGCGGUGCGAGACUGAGUGUCGAGAGUAAAACAUUUGGAUGAUUGUAUUGACUUUAUCCAUAUAUUUUUGAGACACUUCGGUGGAUAUACAUUGAUUUACUCAGCUUUCAUCAAGAGCGCAUCAAAGGUCCACGUUCUUGACCCGGUCAGUUAACGGACUCUUAAGAGGGAGAAAGAUGGCUUUUAUGGUGAAACAAAUGGUGGGAGGGCAUGUGAAGAACCUGACCGGGGGUUUGACUGAGGAAAAGCCCGAAGGAGAGAAAUCGGAAGCUGCAGCGGCAGGAAUGACCCAGGAGGAAUUUGAACAAUAUCAACAACAGUUAGAGGAGGAAAAGCAGGAACGAGAUGCUAGUUUUGCCCAGAAGAAAGCUGAGCGGGCAACAGUUAGAAGUCACUUCCGGGACAAAUACAGACUGCCAAAGAAUGAGCUGGAUGACACUCAGAUCCAGCAGGCGGGGGAUGACGUGGAGCUGCCCACAGAGCUAGCCAAGAUGAUCGCUGACGACAACAAGGAGGAGGCGUCCAAAACGUCUGUCCUGGGCCAUCUGACCAACAUCCAGAAUGUGGACAUGGACCAGCUGAAGGACAAGGCCCAGGCCACACUGGAAGACCUCAAACAGUCCGCUGAGAAGUGCAAUCUCAUGUGAUCUGGCUGGCUGACUGAAUUCCUGCUCUCUCUCUCUCUCCCUCCCUUACUCUCUUUAUCUAUACAACAAAGGAUCUGUGUAAGAUAUGAUCUAUGAUCAUGUACAAACGUUGAUAGUCAUGUUGCUUUGAAUACACACACACAUACAGUCAGCACUGCCUCACACACACAAACCUACUGCAGCAGCACCUGGCCAAGGAAUCAGAGUAAACACUGUCUAAACUGUGGGGGAAUCAGAGUAAACACUGUAUAAGCUGUGGGGGAAUCAGAGUAAACACGGUCUAAGCUGUGGGGGAAUCAGAGUAAACACUGUAUAAGCUGUGGGGGAAUCAGAGUAAACACUGUCUAAGCUGUGGGGGAAUCAGAGUAAACACGGUCUAAGCUGUGGGGGAAUCAGAGUAAACACGGUCUAAGCUGUGGGGGAAUCAGAGUAAUAGUCUUCUGCCAAAGACCCUUCGCAGAAAAUCAUUUAGACAAUGGCACAAAGUAUAUCAACUAGUCAUAUUAAGUGUGAGACUAAAUCAAACUUUCUUGUCUUGGGACCACAUUCAGUACAUUACAAACCAAGUGUCUGUUAUAUCUAUCGCAGGUGUAAAUGUAUUUGCGGUGAGCCUGUUCUGUUGUCCAUCUAGUCUAUGGUCACUAACUCGUUGGGGCCUUGCUAAGAGACAGCUCGUCCUCUGUGAUGCCAACCCAUCUAACCUUUCAACUCUAGCCUUUAACCUGUCCUCAUAUUGACCAUGACCUCUCCAUCUCAGUGUUGUUUUGUGCUGGUGGUUUGGUGUCGUUUAAACGCUAUGAUAUGCCAAAUGCUGUCUUUGAAAAUGUCAUCCUCUGGCUGAGUGCUGGUCAUAGUGUUUAAUAAGUACACAAUACUAUGAACAUAUAUGAACAUAUAGUACUUGAUAUUUGUCUGAUUUGUUGUUGUAUCACUAAAUAAAGACGCAGGUGAGAGCAGGAGAGGGGUUUGUCAACCUUAUUUGAAUUACAGUAAUAUACAGUAUAUAUUUCUUAAAUGCAGUGGUUCAUGUCUUGUAAUAGUUGAACAGUCCUUUCGUGACAUUACAGUAAUUGCAUUUGAAGAAAGGAUGGUGAACAUGCCUUAGUAGCUUGUUUUAUGUGAUAGCUACUUUGUGCUUUCUUGUCAGUUCCAUGAAGCAAAACAAACAAGUGUGAAUAUAAUGAAUUCUUACUCAAGUCUUACAGAGCCUGAUCACCUAUAAAUACCUAUCUGUAUUAAAGUGUGUGACCUACAAUGAUACUAUAAAGCCAACAAAAAUACAUUAUUUCAUUUCCAGUCACCCUAUGGGGUAAUUCAGGUUGAUCUCAUGAUGAUAUUUCAGGAAGAGACAUGCUGUUCAUGAUGUUUCUGUUUCCUGUCCACUCUUUGCUUCUUUUACAUCAUCUUUGUUGUUCAAUGCUGUAUGAAACGUAUUGAUUUUUGACUGACUAUUGUAACCAUAAUAAACUGAUUUUUAUGA
Messenger RNA from Oncorhynchus tshawytscha (Chinook salmon), 2262 nucleotides. It is a transcript of the gene cplx3b, whose product is annotated as complexin 3b. The coding region runs from base 312 to 782 and encodes 156 amino acids. Gene Ontology annotation, biological process: synaptic vesicle exocytosis; regulation of neurotransmitter secretion; neurotransmitter transport. NCBI's taxonomy places the organism in Eukaryota, Metazoa, Chordata, Actinopteri, Salmoniformes, Salmonidae. Gene Ontology annotation, molecular function: syntaxin binding. The transcript has 3 exons. The record is from RefSeq and is a predicted model, not a curated record. Gene Ontology annotation, cellular component: SNARE complex; terminal bouton.